Molecule: messenger RNA, 825 nt
Organism: Didymella exigua CBS 183.55
Lineage: Eukaryota; Fungi; Ascomycota; Dothideomycetes; Pleosporales; Didymellaceae
Exons: 1
Coding region: 202-618 (138 amino acids)
Source: RefSeq, a predicted model, not a curated record
GGCGCGAGAUGGAGAUGUGUGUGCUGUGUGUUGGGCGUAAGGUGUGAGGCGUGAGGCGUGUCCCAGGCACGGCAGGAGCGUGUGGUGUGGCAAGCUGGGGGGGGGGGGGGGGCCGCAGUGAAUCGGGGGGCCGCAGGGGCAGCGGUUAGCUAGACAGGACAGGCCGAGUUCUCUGCGCGGGCGGUGGGUUGCGGUAAGAGGAUGGGCGUGCUAGAGGAUGUUUCGAUGAGGCUGUGGUGGUGGGAAUGGAGACGCGGAGCAGAGGCGUCGAGGCGUCUGGGUGGGCGACGGGGCGACUGGGCGAGUGAGCGACUGCUGAGCAACCGUGGGCCCACUCACAGUCCCACGGUGGAGUCGGCACCAGCUAGCGGACCGCGAAUAGCAGCGGCAGCAGUAGCAGCAGCAGCAGCAGCAGCAAAGCCUCGACGUUUCAUUUCGCGUGAAAUCACUGCCAAUCCGCCCUCUAGUUGGCGCAUACAUGCCUGCAGAGCUCUGGCAGGCCUCUGGCAGCGCUCUGGCCUGCUGGAGCCGCGAAUUCUCGUCGUGCUCUCCCUCUCUCUGCAGAGUGCAGACGUCGGCCGAGUGCGUGACUGCUGGUGCUCUCCCAAGCCUCGCUAGCAACCCGGCCGUGCUACCUUGAUGGCUUCACGCCGCUUGCUCCAGCAGAGCCUGCAAACGCGCCGCAACGGGCUGCAGCCGUGCAGCCGUGCAGCAGCACAGCAGUGCAGCCGAGACUUUGUUGCUGUCCGCUUACAUGAUGCAUCUGCCGCAGCGUCGGACGACUCUGACUCUGGCCGCGAGUCGCACGCAGCAGAAAGUUCAAGG